Drosophila nasuta is the source of this 903-nucleotide messenger RNA. RefSeq lists its product as uncharacterized. NCBI's taxonomy places the organism in Eukaryota, Metazoa, Arthropoda, Insecta, Diptera, Drosophilidae. Bases 129 to 593 code for a protein of 154 amino acids. The record is from RefSeq and is a predicted model, not a curated record. The transcript has a single exon.
ACGUGCACACAUAAACACAUUGACACACACAUACACAAACACAGCUGUUGACAAAGUUGUUGACUGUAUUUUCUGUCAUAUCACGCCGAAAAUUCAACAGAGAGAACGAGAGAACGAGAGAAGAGAGCAUGUUGUCAAGCGGCAGUGACAAAUUUUAUCCAACAAUGAAGUGCGAAAUGUGCCCGAAAAUAGUUGCAAACUUUGUGUUCGGUCUAUGCGAACGAUGCGUCGCCAUUUGGACCAGUCAACGAAACGUGGAGGAUUUGCACAUAACAAUGGACAAUGUGAAUGCGAUUCUCGUUGAAAUGGCGCAGGACAAGAAAAAAUACUACGACGAUAUGGAUCAAACAUUUCGACGAUUUCUCGAGGACCAGAUGCGACGACGUAAAAAGAAAGUUGAUCUCUUUCAGAAUAUGCGCGAGAACUUUCAAACAUCACUCAUAAUGACAAAUAAGCGCACAGUCUGCAGGUUACCCUUUAAAACGGAAGACAAUUAUUGGGAACUGAAAGACUGCAAAUGCGAAAAACUUUUUGAAAUUCCGCCAGACGGGUUGCGAUCCAUUCACAGCGAAUAUAUUACGGAUUUCAACUAAAUAUUGUUUUAUUUAUUUCGAAUUUUCGACAAUUUUUUCUAUCAUUUCGAUUGAUUUAUUGUCGCCAAUUGACAUUUGGCCAUGUUUUAUACAAAAAAAACAAUCAGUCGCUGCAGUUGUCAUAUCGAGCCAUGGCAAUAAAUUUUACAGGGUGCAGGAUCUGGGUUGAAAACCAAUUGAAGCAAAGUGAUUGCAUUUGCAACCAAACAACCGACAACGGACAACGCACUGAAGCACAGCCUGUUGAUGUCCUUGGGGACUCGUGUACAUUUUGGUAAUGAAAAUGUUUAUUCAAACUUGCGUCAAUGGC